AUGUCUUGGUUAUUUAAUAAAGCUUAACAGCCAGCACAAUAACCUAAACUCCCCUCAAACUUUGCAGAGAAAGUCUUAAACUUAGAAUUAGAUGUUGAAUCAAAUGCUGCUUCAAAAGAAGAAAUUUAAGAGCUAUUAUAAUUAUAUAGUGUAAUCUGAUCUACUAAUCUAGUAAGCUGUAGAGCACUAUUCUUCUAUCAAAUCUGAAAGAUACACUGUUUUUACCAAUAAAAUUCAAGCAUUAUUGAUGAAACCCUAUGUGAAUAAAAUGUUUGGAGCAGAAAUCAAACAAGAAUCCAAAUAAAUUUAAUAACAACAUGUGCAAAAGGAAUAAAUCAAAAACAACAUAUAAUUCAUCUAAUAAAUGGAUAGUAAUAAAUAAGUCUAAUAGAUGAUGACGGCUGCUAUUGAUGAAAAAAUUAAGAAAGAAAAUAUAAUUGCUGAUGACUUUAAAAUGUAAGACCACAGAGUCCAAUAAAGGAUGUUAAAGCGAAUUAAAGUAUGUAAUCAGUAUUACCCAAAUUAAGGAUCCUUCAAAGUAUAACUUAGCCAUCUCUAAAAGCACUUCUCUUAGCCAUUUAAAGUUGAACAUUGAAUCCUAAAGUCAAUAAUCAAAUCUACCAGAUGCCUUGGAAUCAGGAUAAGAAAUCAGAUCUGAUCCAGUAUUAGAUAAUAAGUAUUUGGAGACUGCUGCAUAAUAGUAAUUCCCUGAUUUCAUUAAAAAUGAUGUUGAUUAAGAUGAACAAUAAUAGCAAACUUAAAAUCUUGAAACUCAAAAUAGAAAUCCAGAAAAUGAAGAAAUUAGCCUGCCAAUUAAGCCAUCUUAAAUUAAGGAUUAACUUUAUUCAUAUUUUAAUGAUGAUCCCUAACCUAUAGAUCAACAAAAUUGGUCUCUUUAAUUAGGAGAUCUUUCUCAUCCUAAAUCAAAAAAAGUGAGAGAAAUGGUAAACAAAAACAAGGAAUUAAUAAAGUAAAAAAAAGAGCUAAAUAACAUGUUACCAUGUUGA
Messenger RNA from Paramecium octaurelia, 1007 nucleotides. Lineage: Eukaryota; Ciliophora; Oligohymenophorea; Peniculida; Parameciidae. The record is from the annotation of a GenBank genome assembly.